This is a messenger RNA of Pungitius pungitius (ninespine stickleback), 2309 nucleotides long. It is a transcript of the gene capn2b, whose product is annotated as calpain 2, (m/II) large subunit b. The transcript has 21 exons. Lineage: Eukaryota; Metazoa; Chordata; Actinopteri; Perciformes; Gasterosteidae. The coding region runs from base 111 to 2204 and encodes 697 amino acids. Gene Ontology annotation, molecular function: calcium ion binding; calcium-dependent cysteine-type endopeptidase activity. Gene Ontology annotation, biological process: proteolysis. Gene Ontology annotation, cellular component: cytoplasm. The record is from RefSeq and is a predicted model, not a curated record.
UAGGGCGGAGGUCUCCCUGUCGGGUUCUGGGCUCGGAGAGGAAAAGUUCCCUCGGAUCGAUCAGCGGAGAGUUGAACCCGUUCCCUGCUCGUGUUCCCGUGCUGCGCAUCAUGUCCGGCGUGGCCUCCACUCUGGCCAAGAGGCGCGCUGUGGCCGCGGGCUUCGGCACCAACGCCAACGCGUCGCGGUACCUGAACCAGGACUUCGCAACACUGCGCGCGCAGUGCCGCUCGGCCGGUCAACUCUUCUGUGACGUCACGUUCCCGGCAGAACCCGAAGCGCUGGGCUUCAAAGAGCUGGGCCGCGGCUCCUCCAAGGUCCGCGGAGUCACCUGGAAGAGGCCCACGGAACUGGUGUCAAAUCCUGAGUUCAUCUUGGGAGGAGCAACUAGAACCGAUAUCUGCCAGGGAGCUCUAGGGGACUGCUGGCUGUUGGCGGCUAUUGCCUCGCUCACGCUGAACGAGUAUGUGAUGGCCAGAGUCGUCCCCACCGACCAGGGCUUCGGAGACAACUACGCUGGCAUCUUUCACUUCCAGUUCUGGCAGUUCGGGGAGUGGGUGGACGUUGUCAUUGACGACCGUCUGCCGGUGAAAGAUGGAGAGCUGAUGUUUGUCCACUCGGCGGAAGGGAGGGAGUUCUGGAGCGCCCUGCUGGAGAAGGCCUACGCCAAAGUCAACGGCUGCUACGAGGCCCUCUCUGGGGGGUCCACCACCGAGGGCUUCGAGGACUUCACCGGAGGCAUCGCCGAGAACUUCGACCUCCAGCGCCCCCCCCCGAACCUCUUCUACAUCAUCAAGAAGGCGUUGGAGGCCGGAGCGCUGUUGGGCUGCUCCAUUGAUAUCACUAGCGCCGCCGACUCGGAGGCUGUGACCCGUCAGAAGCUGGUGAAAGGUCACGCCUACUCGUUGACUGGCGCUGUGGAGGUGAACUACCGCGGCCAGCAGGAGAAGCUGGUGAGGGUCAGGAACCCCUGGGGUCAGGUGGAGUGGACUGGAGCCUGGAGCGACGGAUCGUCUGAGUGGAGCUAUGUACAGGGAGACUGUCCCCACGCCAAGGCCGAGGACGGAGAGUUCUGGAUGUCCUUCAGCGACUUCUCGCGUAACUACAACCGCGUGGAGGUGUGCACCCUGACACCCGACGCCAUCGAUGACGACUCCGUCAAACAUUGGAGCGUCAGCAAGUUCGACGGCACCUGGAGGAGAGGCUCCACGGCCGGGGGCUGCAGGAACCACCCGUACACCUUCUGGAUGAACCCCCAGUUUGUGGUCCGUCUGGAGGAGGAGGACGACAACCCCGAUGACGGGGAGGUGGGCUGUAGCUUUGUUAUCGGCCUGAUCCAAAAGAACCGCAGAAAGCUACGUAAGCAGGGCGAGGACAUGCACACCGUGGGCUUUGCCAUCUAUGAGGUUCCAAAGGAGUUCUACGGACAGAGGGAGGUGCACCUGGACAAGAACUUCUUCCUGACUCACGCUCAGACGGCCAAGUCGGAGACGUUCAUCAACCUCCGCGAGGUGAGCACGCGCUUCAAGCUUCCGCCAGGGGAGUACCUGGUGGUCCCGUCCACCUUCGAACCGCACCUCAACGGAGACUUCUGCAUCCGGGUGUUCUCCGAGAAGCAGACCGAGACCCUACCUUGUGACGACCCCGUAAGCGCCAAGCUAGAAGACGAGACCGUGUCAGAUGAAGGGGUUGAUGCAGGAUUCAGAGGCCUCUUCACCAAACUUGCCGGAGACGACAUGGAGAUCUCCGCGGUGGAGCUGAAGACCAUCAUGAACAAGAUCGUUUCCAAACGAACCGACAUAAAGACAGACGGCUUCAGUAUGGAGACCUGCAGGAUCAUGGUGAACCUGAUGGACGACAGCGGGAACGGAAGGCUCGGCCUCGGAGAGUUUGCCACUCUGUGGAAGAAGGUGCAGAGAUACCUGACCAUUUACAAGAAAAGCGACAUGGAUAACUCCGGGACGAUGAGCACUCCAGAGAUGAGAGUGGCCUUCAAAGACGCAGGUUUCACUCUCAACAACACCAUCUACCAGCUGCUGGUGGCUCGAUACUCUGAAUCUGACAUGACCAUCGACUUCGACAACUUCGUUGGCUGUCUGAUGAGGCUGGAGAUGAUGUUCAAGAUCUACAAGCGGCUCGACCCUCACGACAGUGGCUCCAUCGAGCUGGACUUCAACACGUGGAUAACCUUCGCCAUGAUCUGAGGCUGAGUUUCAGUGGUCAACACGCCAUAACCCUCUUCCUGUUACUCGUAAAGUUUAAUACUCUCUCCCUGAUGGAAUCUGUCCAAUAAAGUUUCCCACAUCGUU